Propithecus coquereli (Coquerel's sifaka) is the source of this 1189-nucleotide messenger RNA. RefSeq names its product family with sequence similarity 98, member C (gene TSLIG3C). Bases 1 to 1038 code for a protein of 345 amino acids. The transcript has 8 exons. NCBI's taxonomy places the organism in Eukaryota, Metazoa, Chordata, Mammalia, Primates, Indriidae. The record is from RefSeq and is a predicted model, not a curated record. Gene Ontology annotation, cellular component: tRNA-splicing ligase complex.
AUGGAGGGGGCCGCGGUGGCCCGGGACCUGCAGGCUCUAGGGUAUGGGGGUUUCCCGGGGGCGGCGUCGCGGGGCACCUCGUGCCCAGACUUCAGGGCUCUAUGCGGGCGGCUGGCGGCCGAGCUGGCGACUCUGGGCGCCCUGGAGCAGCAGCUAGAGGAGGGCGCUGAGGUGCUGAGCGCCGGCGACGGCCCGGACGCAGAGGAGGAAUUUCUGCGACAGUUGGUGGGCCUGCUGCGGGAGUUGCACUGCCCGGAUCGCGCGCUCUGCGGCGGAGACUGCGCCGCCGCGCUACGGGAGCCGGACGCGGGCCUGCGCCUGCUGCGUUUUCUUUGCUCGGAGCUCCAGGCUGCCCGCCUUUUGCGCCUGUACCCCUCGCUGGAUCCCAGCCCUGUGUCUUCCCCUGGGGAAGGGGCAGAAGAGAAAGCUGGCAUGGUCCAGGAACUGAGUCUUACCCUCCAAGCGCUGGGGCUGCCCAGACCUACACCGGGGACCCCUGCCAGCCGGCUGCUGCAGGAGUUGCAUGCUAAGAUCUCAGAACUGCUGCCUUCCUUGCCCCCAGGGUCCAUGCAGCCCCUCCUCAGCUGUGCUCUAGAUGCACCCAGAUGGGAAGCAUUGGAGUCUCUGUCCCAAAGCCUGAGAGAUCAGUACUGCUCCCGCCGCUGCCUCCUUCUCAAGCGCCUUGACCUCACAACAUCUGCUUUCCACUGGAGUGAUCGGGCAGAGGCCCAAGGAGAAGCCAUGAAGGCAGUGCUGAUCCCGAUUCGAGAGGUUCUGACCCCAGAAUCAGAUGUCUCCGUUGCGCACGUCCUCGCUGCCCGAGCCGACCUGUCGCGUCUCGUCCCAGCCACCAGCGUGGCUGCCCGCCGAGGGACCUGCUGUGCUAUCAACAAGGUGCUUAUGGGCAAUGUGCCAGACCGGGGGGGCCGCCCAAAUGAGCUGGAGGCCCCCAUGCCCAGCUGGCGAGACCGGAGAGAAGACGGGGGUGGGCAGAGGCCGGGCCGCCAGUAUCGGGGCCACAAGAAGAAGAAGAAGUGAAGUGGGACCGCUGGCAGGGGGCUCCUCCACGAGAUGCUAAUGCCAGUGGUAAGCCCUGGGGAGCCAGUUCGAGGCUUUCCCUUGGUACUUGGCACCAAAGCCCCCUAUCCCCUGUUCCUGAGGCCCCUAAUGUCCUAGCCCCAUCCACCAC